Trypanosoma grayi is the source of this 333-nucleotide messenger RNA. RefSeq lists its product as hypothetical. The transcript has a single exon. Lineage: Eukaryota; Euglenozoa; Kinetoplastea; Trypanosomatida; Trypanosomatidae. The record is from RefSeq and is a predicted model, not a curated record. The coding region runs from base 1 to 333 and encodes 110 amino acids.
AUGCGCCCCGGCGCAGCGGCUGCCCGCACGUACUUCUACCCAUCACCUGGCGAGACGGGCAUUGGCGGGGAGACGAUGAAGGCGCUUCUGAAGGUCACUCUCGCCAUCAUGGUGUUGGAGGCCUUCGCGAUCAACCGCUUCGUGUUCGAACGCUACAGCACGAAGAGCCAGUACGUCGAGGACUGCUGCGACCUCUGGGAAGACGACGGCACCGUCAUGGAGGGCGAGGAGGCGGUGGCCAACCUCCGCAUCCAGCGCGAGCGUAUCAUGCCAUUUAUGAAUGACAUCAAGGAGAAGCUGGAGGCCGCUGGUGUUGACGCGAGCGCCGAAUGA